CGGUACGGACUGUUGGACUGUGGAGCAGAAAAGGAUAAAAUCGUAAUUUUACCAAAAGAAUACACCAUAUAUUACCAGGCGCGGGAAGAGAAGAAAGAAAGGAAGAAAGAAGCACCGAAGAUGAACUACUACUGUGGUGCCCCAACAGUGGAGUUCUACUUCUAAAAGUUCGAAAAUAAAAUCCAUUAACUUAGAAGGAAAUUACUACUGGAACGUGUUGUUUACUUUGGAAAUGGCUCGAAACAAGGAAGCAUUGGUCUUGGUGCUUGAUGUUGGUCCAACCAUGCAUGCUAUUCUUCCACAAAUUGAAAAAGUUUGUUCUAUGCUAAUUGAGAAGAAGCUGAUUUACAGCAAAAGUGAUGAAGUAGGAGUUGUAUUAUUUGGAACUGAAGCUACUGAAAACGAGUUGACAAAGGAAGUUGGUGGAUAUGAACAUAUAACGGUUUUACGCCAUAUAAAAGUUGUUGAUGGAGAUCUACUUCAAGCUUUACAAAACCUUCCUCGAGAAAGUGUUGAUGGUGAUUUUCUUGAUGCUAUUGUUGUUGGAAUGGAUAUGCUGAUUAAAAAGUUUGGACCAACUAACAAGGGGAAAAAACGUCUUUGUCUCAUCACAAAUGCACUUCACCCCAUUAAAGAUCCAUAUGAAGGAACAAAAGAAGAUCAAGUGAGCACCAUUGCUUCACAGAUGAUGGCACAGGGCAUGAAAAUGGAUUGUGUAAUUGCUAGGCUAACACAAAAUAUGGAAGCAAAUAAGAGAAUAAUGGAGGAGAAUGAUUUACUGCUAAGGGUGUUUUCAAAUAAAUCAUCUACAAAAACAGUAUAUGUGGAAAGCCCGACAAAAUUGUUGGGUGCACUUAGAACUCGUAAUAUAUCUCCUGUUACCAUAUACAGAGGUGACUUGGAACUGAGCCCAAAGCUGAACAUCAAGGUUUGGGUCUACAAAAAGACAUCUGAAGAAAAGUUCCCCACUUUGAAAAGAUACUCUAACAAAGCACCACCAACGGAUAAAUUUGCCACACAUGAAGUCAAGGUUGACUAUGAAUAUAAAAGUAUUGAAGAUCCUACUAGAGUUGUACCACCAGAACAGAGGAUUAAAGGUUAUCGGUAUGGUCCUCAAGUUGUUCCUAUAUCAUCAGCAGAGUUGGAGGCUGUGAAGUUCAAACCGGAUAAGAGUGUAAAGCUUCUAGGAUUUGCUAAUGCUUCAAAUAUAAUGCGACACUAUUAUAUGAAAGAUGUCAACAUAUUUAUUGCUGAACCAGGCAACGCAAAAGCCAUCCUUGCUGUUUCUGCUCUAGCAAGGGCAAUGAAGGAAAUGAUGAAAGUAGCAAUUGUUCGGUGUGUGUGGAGACAAGGACAGGGUAAUGUCGUUGUGGGGGUCUUAACUCCUAAUGUUUCAGACAAUGAAAAUAUUCCAAACCAACAACAGCAGGAAGCAGCGGAUAGAUUGGUUAGAAUGCUUGAUCUUGCACUACUUGGCAAAGAGGAAAUUUUGCAGCCCGACUUCACACCAAAUCCUAUCCUGGAGCGGUUUUAUCGUUAUCUGGAAUUGAAAUCAAAGGACAAAGAUGCAGCUGUUCCUCCACUUGAUGAGACGCUCAAGAAAAUAACGGAGCCUGAUCCUGAAAUCCUUUUCCAGAACAAGUCUGUUAUUGAAGACUUCCGAAGGUGCUUUGAGCUCAAGGAGAACCCAAAGCUGAAGAAAUCAACUAGAAGGUUAUUGAAAGAAAAACCAUCUGGAUCGGACGACGAAAGAGAGGCCUUAGGUAAUGGUUCUGAUGCCCAGCCAAUGGAUGCAAUAGAGUACCCAUCCAAAAUUAAAACUGAGAAAAUUGGGGAUGCAAAUCCUGUUCAAGACUUUGAAGCAAUGAUGUCUAGAAGAGAUAGUCCAGAGUGGGUUAGCAAAGCUAUUCAAUAUAUGAAAGAUAAAGUCUUUGAAUUAGUGGAGAACUCCUGUGAAGGUGAUUCAUAUCAGAAAGCAUUGGAAUGUCUAACGGCUUUGCGGAAGGGCUGUAUCCUUGAACAGGAGCCGAAACAGUUCAAUGAUUUCAUACUGCAUCUUUACAAAUUCUGUCAGCAAAAAGACCUUAAAAGUUUUUGCGAAUAUCUUGCUUCUCACGGUAUCACACUAAUUAGCAAGACAGAAGCUGCUGACAGUGAAGUUACAGAAGAUGAGGCUAAAACCUUCAUUGUCAAAUCUGAGCAAGGAUUUUGAAUGGUUUUGCAUGUUGUUGUAAAGUGGAAAUAGGGAAUCAAGAUGGUCGUGUUCUCAAUUUCUUGAUACAUGUAAAAAAGUUGGUAGUUUGUAUUCAAGACAGAAAUGUUUACUUCCAUUUAAGAUUCUUAUACACAGGCGCAGAUGGACCUUUCUACUAGUAUCAACCAUACAUAGAUAUCGAAGUAUUAUUGAUAGCUGAACAAGGAAUUGAAGUGCAUCGUGGUGGGAGAAUUGUUUCUCCCACCCCACUACUGUUACUUUCCAGGAGAUUGUGCGUGUGUUUUGCUGUAGGACCAAUAAUUCUGGACUCACGUCUCGAUCUAGUAAUGCAAGUCCAUUUUAUGAA
Molecule: messenger RNA, 2561 nt
Organism: Coffea arabica (coffee)
Lineage: Eukaryota; Viridiplantae; Streptophyta; Magnoliopsida; Gentianales; Rubiaceae
Product: ATP-dependent DNA helicase 2 subunit KU80
Biological process (GO): double-strand break repair via nonhomologous end joining; telomere maintenance; DNA recombination
Cellular component (GO): nucleus; Ku70:Ku80 complex
Molecular function (GO): telomeric repeat DNA binding; double-stranded DNA binding; damaged DNA binding
Source: RefSeq, a predicted model, not a curated record